This is a messenger RNA of Ogataea parapolymorpha DL-1, 1470 nucleotides long. RefSeq names its product Dihydrolipoyl dehydrogenase, mitochondrial. Bases 1 to 1470 code for a protein of 489 amino acids. Gene Ontology annotation, cellular component: mitochondrion; oxoglutarate dehydrogenase complex. The transcript has 2 exons. Gene Ontology annotation, molecular function: dihydrolipoyl dehydrogenase (NADH) activity; flavin adenine dinucleotide binding. The record is from RefSeq and is a predicted model, not a curated record. NCBI's taxonomy places the organism in Eukaryota, Fungi, Ascomycota, Pichiomycetes, Pichiales, Pichiaceae.
AUGCUGAAAUCUUAUCAACGCAGAUUGUUUUCUUCGGCUAGAGUACUGGCUGAGGCUAGUCAAAAAAAACACGAUAUUCUUGUCAUUGGAGGCGGCCCCGGAGGUUAUGUAGCAGCAAUCAAGGCUGCCCAACUUGGAUUUGACACAGCCUGUGUCGAAAAGAGAGGUAGACUUGGCGGAACGUGUCUCAAUGUCGGAUGCAUCCCCUCUAAAGCCCUGCUGAACAACUCGCAUCUUUUUCAUCAAAUUCAACACGAGUCCAAGUCAAGAGGGAUUGAUAUAAAGGGCGAUGUCAGUAUUAAUCUUCCUAAAUUCAUGGACGCGAAGGAUAAAGUUGUUGCCCAGUUAACUGGAGGGAUUGAAAUGUUGUUCAAAAAGUAUGGUGUUAAAUAUUAUAAGGGUGCAGCAUCAUUUGUUGAUGAGCACCAUGUCAAUAUUGACCCAAUUGAAGACGGUGAGAAGGCCGUUGUCAAAGCUGACAACAUCAUUAUUGCAACCGGUUCCGAGGCCACGCCAUUCCCAGGUAUUGAAAUCGAUGAAGAAAGAAUAGUUUCCUCAACAGGUUGUCUUUCUUUGUCCGAAGUUCCUAAAAGGUUGGUUAUUAUUGGAGGGGGUAUCAUUGGCUUGGAGAUGGGUUCUGUCUGGUCUAGAUUGGGCUCGCAGGUCACUGUUCUAGAAUUUCAAAAUGCUAUUGGUGCAGGAAUGGACGGAGAAGUUUCGAAAGCAACACAGAAAUUCUUGACGAAGCAAGGUUUGAAAUUCAAGCUUGGUGCAAAAGUUACCAAAGGGGUCAGGGAAGGGGAAGUGGUUAAAAUUGAGUAUGAGGACACGAAAAGUGGAAAAACCGAGUCUUUGGAGGCGGACGUUUUACUUGUUGCUGUCGGUAGGAGACCCUACCUCAAGGGUUUGAAUGCGGAAGCUAUUGGCCUAGAUAUUGAGAAGAGAGGAAGAGUUGUGAUUGACUCGCAGUUUAAGACCAAGUUUGACCACAUUAGAUGUAUUGGCGAUGCCACUUUCGGCCCAAUGUUGGCACACAAAGCAGAAGAGGAGGGUAUUGCUGCUGUGGAGUACAUUAAGAAUGGACACGGGCACGUCAACUAUGCCAACAUUCCUGCAGUUAUGUAUUCUCAUCCUGAGGUUGCCUGGGUUGGGCAGACGGAGGAACAACUGAAGGAGGCAGGCAUCAAGUAUAAGGUCGGCAAAUUUCCUUUCAUUGCAAACUCCAGAGCCAAAACUAACAUGGAUACUGAAGGCUUUGUCAAAUUUAUUGCUGAUGCCGAAACCGAAAGGGUUUUGGGAUGUCAUAUCAUUGGCCCAAAUGCGGGAGAAAUGAUAGCAGAGGCUGGUUUGGCACUUGAGUACGGUGCUUCCACGGAAGACAUUGCUAGAGUCUGUCAUGCCCAUCCAACUUUGUCGGAGGCCUUUAAGGAGGCAGCCGGAUCGGUUUUCGGUAAGCCUAUCAACUUCUGA